AUGCUUAGGGGGGAACUAUUUAAGAAGGUGGCGUUAAGCAAGCCACCAACCUAUCAAGGCGAACCUGAUCCAACCGUGUUGGAGAACUGGUUAAGGGAAUUUGAGAAACUGUUUGGGGCAGUAGGAUGCCCAGAAAAUUCGAAGGUGGGCUGUGCUACCUAUUAUCUCAAGGGUGAAGCUAACCUUUGGUGGCAACAAAAUGAGACUACCAUCAAAGCACUACCUGGUUUUAAUUGGACUACGUUUCAAGAGAAGGUCAGGGACAUGUUUUACCCUAAUUUCCUACAGAAACAGAAGGCUAAGGAAUUUUCUAACCUAACAAUGGGGGAUAUGUUAGUCACCGAGUAUUAUAACAAGUUUAUUGAGCUGUCAAGAUUUUCCAAGGAGUUUGUUGCUACAGAAAAGGCAAAAGCUAGGAAGUUUGAGAGUGGAUUGACCACUGAUUUGCAGCUAAAGCUGUGUGGACAAGUGUUCGAAACCUUAGAUGAAGUUUAUGGGAGGCACGAAGCUGAUACUACAAAGGAUGUUAUUACUGGUGCUUUUUCUAUUAACUCUAUUUCUGUUAAAGUUUUGUUUGAUUCUGGUGCAACUUUUUCUUUCAUUUCAAAAGCCACUGUUUCAAUGUUAUCACACUGUCUGAGAACCGAUUUACUAGAAAAGGGAUACAUUAGACCAAGUGCAUCGCCUUGGGGAGCUCCAGUGUCGUUUGUUAAGAAAAAGGAUGGGAGUAUGAGGUUGUGUAUUAAUUAUAAGGAGUUGAAUAAGGUCACCAUAAAGAACAAGUACCCAUUACAAAGGAUUGAUGACCUAUUUGACCAAUUGAGGGGCGCAUCUAUGUUUUCCAAGAUUGAUUUAAGGUCUGGAUACCCUCAGUUGAGGAUCGCAGAUGAGGAUAUUCCCAUGACUGCAUAUAGAACAAGGUAUGGACAUUAUGAGUUCACAGUAAUGCCAUUUGGAUUGACGAACGCUCCAGCAAUCUUUAUGGACUUGAUGAAUAGGGUGUUCCAUCCAGUUAUGAAAAAGUUUGUCGUGGUGUUCAUAGAAGAUAUACUGGUGUAUUCAAAAAAUAAAGAGGAGCAUGUGAAACAUUUUAGGGCAGUUUUACAAACUUUUAGGGAGAAUAAGCUUUAUGCGAAGUUUUCCAAGUGUGAGUUUUUGUUGAAGAAAGUAGCAUUUUAG
This is a messenger RNA of Chenopodium quinoa (quinoa), 1179 nucleotides long. RefSeq lists its product as uncharacterized. NCBI's taxonomy places the organism in Eukaryota, Viridiplantae, Streptophyta, Magnoliopsida, Caryophyllales, Amaranthaceae. Bases 1 to 1179 code for a protein of 392 amino acids. Gene Ontology annotation, biological process: proteolysis. The transcript is spliced from 3 exons. The record is from RefSeq and is a predicted model, not a curated record. Gene Ontology annotation, molecular function: aspartic-type endopeptidase activity.